GGAGUCAGCCUUUUCCGCCUCCGCUAGUGCCUAGCCCCCCACCUUUCCUGGGCGCGCACUAGCCCCGCCCCUUUGGGGCCGCCCCUCCCAUCCUGGGCUUUCCCCAGGCCCCGCCUCCUGCCCGUCACGCGACCUGCUGUGGGAGCCCCGGCGGCGCGCCGGUGGAGGACGCGGUGCGCGGUCAUGGGGUUCCAGCCGAGCCCAGGCCUGCUGGCCUCCCUGGGGGCGGGGCUGCUGACUCUGCUCGGCCUGGCGCUGGGCACCUACUUGGUUCGGAGGUCCCGCCGGCCACGGGUCACUCUCCUGGACCCCAAUGAGAAGUAUCUGCUGCGACUGCUAGACAAGACGACUGUGAGCCACAACACCAAGCGGUUCCGAUUUGCCCUGCCCACCGCCCAUCACACUCUGGGGCUGCCCGUGGGCAAACAUGUCUACCUCUCUGCUCGAAUUGAUGGCAGCCUGGUCAUCAGGCCAUACACUCCUGUCACCAGUGAUGAAGACCAAGGCUUUGUGGAUCUUGUCAUUAAGGUGUACCUGAAGGGUGUGCACCCUAAAUUUCCUGAAGGUGGGAAGAUGUCUCAGUACCUGAACAGCCUGAAGAUUGGGGAUGUGGUGGAAUUUCGAGGGCCAAGUGGGUUGCUCACCUACACAGGGAAAGGGAAUUUUAACAUUCAGCCCAACAAAAAGUCUCCACCAGAGCCCCGAGUGGCGAAGAGACUGGGCAUGAUCGCCGGCGGGACAGGAAUCACCCCAAUGUUUCAGCUGAUCCGGGCCAUCCUGAAAGACCCCGGAGAUCCAACCCAAUGCUGUUUGCUUUUUGCUAACCAGACCGAAAAGGACAUAAUUCUACGGGAAGAUUUGGAGGAGCUGCAGGCACAAUAUCCCAGUCGCUUUAAGCUCUGGUUCACUCUGGAUCAUCCCCCAGAAGAUUGGGCCUACAGCAAGGGCAUCGUGACUGCAGACAUGAUCCAAGAGCAUCUCCCUGCUCCAGGGGAUGAUGUGCUGUUGCUGCUCUGUGGGCCUCCCCCAAUGGUGCAGCUGGCCUGCCACCCCAACCUGGACAAACUGGGCUACUCACAAAAGAUGCGAUUCACCUACUGAGCAUCCCCUGGCUCCCCUGGUCCUGUUCCCUGCUGUCGUCCCCAUCAGUACUCAGAUACUGUAAGCUCUAGAUUUCUUUCCUGGCAGGAUCAGCCUUUUUGUCCUUGGAAGCUGAAAUUUGAUGGUGCCUACAGGAACAGCGUCCUUGCAGCCCUGGGAGAAAGCCGAGACUGAGUCGUUCCCUAGACGGCCCCCAGAUCUCCCUGUGAUAAAAGGUCCAGGUCAGGCCAUGCAGUUUCUUCCAUGGGUCUGAAAGAAGGAGGCAUGUAUGUUCACUCCAAGUCUAGCUAGUUCCUGGGUAGCAUCACGCUCUUCUUUGUGUAUGUGAUGAAAGGGACAACCUGUGUAAUGGGUUUUACUUACUACUAGGUACUUCACCCGUUGCAGAUUCUGUGUGUGAAUGCAAGUUGAAUAGACUUUUGCAGGAAAGGAGGAAAUGGUUUCUUCAGACCUACAGACCUCAGAGAGAGGAAUCUGAAAUAUGUAUUUGCGUGUCUGUCUCUCUCUGCCCAGCCCAGGAUGGAGGGAAGUAGCUGUCCACAGUCUGCUUAUGGCAGGGUCCUCUGGCAAUGCAAAUAAAUUGGGCUAAGGCCCCAGUGUUACACCUAAAGAGCUGUUGUGUCU
Molossus molossus (Pallas's mastiff bat) is the source of this 1725-nucleotide messenger RNA. RefSeq names its product NADH-cytochrome b5 reductase 1. The transcript is spliced from 9 exons. Gene Ontology annotation, cellular component: mitochondrion. The record is from RefSeq and is a predicted model, not a curated record. Bases 184 to 1101 code for a protein of 305 amino acids. Gene Ontology annotation, molecular function: FAD binding; oxidoreductase activity. NCBI's taxonomy places the organism in Eukaryota, Metazoa, Chordata, Mammalia, Chiroptera, Molossidae.